Andrographis paniculata is the source of this 2239-nucleotide messenger RNA. RefSeq names its product granule-bound starch synthase 1, chloroplastic/amyloplastic-like. Lineage: Eukaryota; Viridiplantae; Streptophyta; Magnoliopsida; Lamiales; Acanthaceae. Gene Ontology annotation, molecular function: alpha-1,4-glucan glucosyltransferase (UDP-glucose donor) activity. The coding region runs from base 307 to 2142 and encodes 611 amino acids. The transcript is spliced from 14 exons. The record is from RefSeq and is a predicted model, not a curated record.
CCCUCCAGUGAGGGAGUGGGGCCCACUCCACAUGGUGGAUCGUUGAUGGGCCGAUUCAUUUGCCUGAAACGGUAAACUCAGUACCUAGGUGGGCCCGUCUCCCCCACUCUUGUCGCGACACGUGUCGCAUGUUCGAGCCCAUUCCUUUGUGCUGCUCUACACUACAAAUACCGGAGAGGCUGCUAAGCUCACUACCAAGCUAAUCAUUUGCUGCCCUUCGGAUCACGCACGGAGACAGAGCUCGCCUCUCUCUCUCUCUGUUCUCGAUCGGACGUACGCCUUCUCCUCUAUUGACCGGUGUCGACCAUGGAAACUUUAACAUGUUCAAACCUUGUGACGCAUGCACGCGGAGGGAUGAUUCUACAGGAUUCCAAAAUUAAUUUGGUCCACACUGGGAAGAGGAACCUAUCCCUAAGUCACAAUGGCUUGAGAAAAAUAAACAAUGUUGAUAUGCUUCAAAUGAAAAGCAAUGUGAAAAUGACUGUAAAACAGUCUAGGAGCAUGCCAACCAAAUCUGAGAGUCAUAAGGCACCAGGGAAGAUUAUUUGUGGAGCUGGGAUGAGAAUAUGUUUUGUGGCAGCAGAGUGUGGUCCAUGGAGCAAAACUGGCGGGCUUGGUGAUGUUCUUGGAGGAUUACCUCCAGCUAUGGCUGCAAAUGGACACAGGGUGAUGACUGUGUCACCACGCUAUGACCAGUAUAAGGAUGCUUGGGAUACUGGUGUGGUUGUUGAGGUAAAAGUUGGAGAUAGGUACGAGACAGUUAGAUUUUUCCACUGCUACAAGCGUGGAGUUGAUCGUGUUUUUGUUGAUCACCCCAUGUUCCUGGAGAAGGUAUGGGGGCCAACUAAAUCAAAGAUAUAUGGUCCUCAACCUGGAGUAGAUUACGACGAUAACCAGCUUCGGUUCAGCUUAUUGUGCCAGGCUGCUCUGGAGGCUCCCAGGCUCUUGAAUCUGAACUGCAGCAAACACUUCUCAGGACCAUAUGGUGAGGAUGUGAUCUUUGUCGCUAAUGACUGGCACACCGCGAUACUUCCUUGCUACCUUAAGUCUAUGUAUCAAUCCAGAGGAAUAUACUCAAGUGCCAAGGUUGCCUUCUGCAUCCACAACAUUGCCUAUCAAGGAAGAUUUGCAUUCUCUGACUUCCAGCAUCUCAAUUUGCCUGAUGAGUACAAAAGUUCUUUUGAUUUCAUGGAUGGGUACGAUAAGCCGGUUUCCGGGAGGAAAAUUAACUGGAUGAAGGCUGGAAUUUUAGAAUCACAUAGGCUUCUAACUGUGAGCCCAUACUACGCUCAGGAAUUGGUCUCUGGUGAUGCAAAGGGAGUUGAAUUGAAUAACUUCAUCCGCGAUGUUUCUAUAACUGGCAUUGAAAAUGGAAUGGACGUCCAAGAGUGGAGUCCAACUACUGAUAAACACAUUGAUUGUCACUACGACAUCAACACUGUAAUGGAUGCUAAGCCCAUUUUGAAGGAAGCACUUCAAGCAGCACUGGGAUUGCCUGUGGACAAGAACAUCCCUGUCAUUGGAUUUAUCGGCAGACUUGAAGAGCAGAAAGGAUCAGACAUUCUUGCUGCUGCCAUACCUAGGUUUAUUGAAAAGAAUGUGCAGAUAAUAAUCCUUGGAACCGGCAAGAAGCAAUUUGAGGACCAGAUUGAUAUGCUUGAGGAUUCUUAUCCUGAUAAAGCAAGAGGAGUGGCAAAAUUCAGCGUCCCCUUGGCACACUCCAUAAUUGCUGGUGCUGAUUAUAUGUUGAUUCCAAGUAGAUUCGAACCAUGCGGCCUUAUCCAGUUACAUGCCAUGAGAUAUGGAACCAUUCCCAUAUGUGCUUCAACCGGUGGCCUAGUCGACACAGUCAAAGAAGGAUACACUGGAUUCCAUAUGGGAGAAUUUAAUGUCAAUUGUGACACUGUUGACCCCGAAGACGUGCUGAAGGUAGCAAACGGUGUUUCCAAAGCUCUUGCUGUCCAUGGAACUCCUGCCUUCGCAGAGAUGAUAAAAAAUUGCAUGUCACAAGAUUUCUCAUGGAAGGGCCCUGCAAAGAAGUGGGAAUCCGUGCUGCUAAGCCUGGCCGUGGCAGGAAACGAACCCGGUAUUGAUGGUGAAGAAAUCGCGCCACUCGCAAAGGAGAAUGUCGCGACUCCUUGAAUGCAGAUAAUCCUCUAUACAAAAGUCAGUUAUAAUUUCGUUGGUGAAGAGAAUCAGUAACAUCUUUACAGGAAUAAUAUUUCAAUCAAUGAAUCAA